CCACUUUCUCUACGCAUGGACGACCUAAACAGGCCUUUGCUUUCGGAGGACGGAGUUGAUCCAGAUGCGCUAUUUGGUGGGAGGCUGGCUCGCAAACAAUUGGAACAACAACUGGUUCGCAAACUCGAUAAACGCUGUGCUAUCUUAGUCGCAAUUUAUGUCCUCAACUACAUUGACAGGAAUAAUGCCAGCGCCGCGAGAUUGCAUGGCUUCGAGCAAGACCUCGGUUUAACGGAUACACAAUUCUCUCAAGUCCUAGCGGUGCUCUAUGCUGGCUACCUAUUGAUGCAAAUACCCUCAAACAUGUUUCUCAACUACAUCGGGAGACCAUCUAUCUACUUACCAGGCUGCAUGGUCCUUUGGGGCACUUUGUCUGCGCUGACAGGUUUUGCUACAAACUUUGCUAGCGUGAUGUGGACCAGAUUCUUCAUUGGAAUUACUGAGGCCGCAUUUUUUCCGUGCGUCGCUACCAACGCAUUGAUGGUUGGGGGCUCUAACACGAUACAGUGGGGCAUUGGUGAAUUGAGCUCGGGCACGUUCGCAACAAUGUCUAACCAACUACGAGUUCCUGAUUUCGAAGUGGUAUACCCGCAAGGACCCUUCUGUCAUGCGGGUCGCUCAUUAGCAAUGCGUUUGGAGUGGGUUUCGUUCUCUGAGUUUGGAGCCGUUUCCGACCCCCCCGCUUUCAAGUCUUUGAUAGCGUCGGGUAUCCUUGAUGUUAUGGACGGUCGGAUAGGCUAUGCAGCUUGGAGAUGGCUUUUCUUCAUAGAGGGCGGCAUGACCGUGGCAGUCGCUAUAUUGGCCAUGUUCAUAUUACCAGACUUUCCGGAAAAUUCCUCCAAUUGGCUAUCUGUGCCAGAACAGACACUGGCCCAGCGCCGAAUGGUAGAGGAUUCCGGAGAGUCGAAACUUGGAUCAGAGUCUGUGAUCGGUGGUUUAACGAUGGCCAUUUGGGAUUGGCAAGUUUGGUGGCUCGCCCUUGCACUUACUUUUGUAGUUUUGUCUCUUAGUUUCAACGCAUAUUUCCCUACACUUGCGGAGACAAUGGGCUACGGCAAAACACUCACAUUACUGCUUUGCGCGCCACCGUGGUUCGUAGCGACAAUCGUUGGAUUCGCCGUGUCCCGGCACUCUGAUCGAGUUGGAGAGCGGUUCUGGCAUAUAACAUGUCCGUUCCUUAUAGGAAUGGUCGGUUUCCUCCUGGCCAUGUCCACCAUGCAACCCACUAUUCGUUAUAUCUCAUUGUUCUUUAUGGCCAGUUCCUAUGCUGGCUUCAUUGUCUAUCUGUCGUGGAUUUCCGGCACGAUCCGGCCCGCGUCAAAGCGCGCAGUCGCGCUCGCUCUCAUCAACAUGAUCUCCUCCCUUGGAAAUGUUUUUGGGUCUUUCAUCUUCCCAUCCUCCUGGGGUCCGAGCUAUCGCACAAGCUAUUCCAUUUGCAUGUGUGCCAGUUCCGUCGGAAUUCUACUUUCUUUUGUCUUCCGACAGCACUUGGCGUCUCUCAAUGCAAAGCAGGUCAGAAGAGAGUUGGAGGAGGACGAGCCCCAAGGCUAUAGAUAUCUUUUGUAA
Mycena indigotica is the source of this 1566-nucleotide messenger RNA. RefSeq names its product MFS general substrate transporter. The transcript has 14 exons. The record is from RefSeq and is a predicted model, not a curated record. NCBI's taxonomy places the organism in Eukaryota, Fungi, Basidiomycota, Agaricomycetes, Agaricales, Mycenaceae. The coding region runs from base 16 to 1566 and encodes 516 amino acids. Gene Ontology annotation, molecular function: transmembrane transporter activity. Gene Ontology annotation, biological process: transmembrane transport. Gene Ontology annotation, cellular component: membrane.